Molecule: messenger RNA, 819 nt
Organism: Vanessa atalanta (red admiral)
Lineage: Eukaryota; Metazoa; Arthropoda; Insecta; Lepidoptera; Nymphalidae
Gene: H2.0
Product: homeobox protein DBX1-B-like
Exons: 3
Coding region: 1-603 (200 amino acids)
Biological process (GO): regulation of DNA-templated transcription
Molecular function (GO): sequence-specific DNA binding; DNA-binding transcription factor activity, RNA polymerase II-specific
Source: RefSeq, a predicted model, not a curated record
AUGACGUCUGUCAGUGGGGAUGUAAAUACGUCCAAGUUGAAGUUUAGUGUGGAUAGUAUACUUGGGAACAAUGAAACGUCAUCAAGUGCCCAAGUGACGGAAGCGCGAACACAAGAGCCUCCUUGUGCAGGAUGUGUGGCUGCUUUAUACAGAUGCUGUAGAGACGAACCUCCUCUUCUUCAGCUACAACUACCCUUGUCUUAUGCACAUUUGCAUCCUGCUUUAAGGCCUACGUCAGCUGUAUACCGACUGCCAAUACCAACAUCAUCGCCGACGCAAUCAGCAGCGCCGCGUUGCGACGUCUCCUCCAGCGGUAAAAGAAAACGUUCAUGGUCCCGUGCAGUCUUUAGCAAUUUACAACGAAAAGGCUUAGAAAGAAGGUUUCAAAUACAGAAGUAUAUUACUAAACCAGAUAGGCGGCAGUUAGCCGCUACGUUAGGCCUUACUGAUGCACAGGUUAAGGUAUGGUUCCAAAAUCGACGAAUGAAAUGGCGGCACACGAAAGAGGGCCGUGCGGGACUUGGUGCAGUCACUGCUCGUGAUCCUGACUCUACAGCCAAUGAUGAUAACGAAGACAUAGAUGUCGAUACAUUGAGUGAUUAGUGCAAAAGGACACUUUCUUAUUGCUUGAGCUAUAUAUAAAAUAAAUAAUAUUACAACUCACGUCGAAUAUAGCAUAAUUAUUACUAAUUAUAAGCAUUUAUUCUAUUGUCAUAUAAUUAUUGCUACAUAAAACUGUUUUGUUGUUUACGACAUUGAUGGUAUUGAAAUGUGAUAGUCUAUGGACAUUAGUCAAAAAUUAUUCUAAGGGUCGAUAUA